ACACUGUGGUUAAGAUGCGUCGACAAACACCUUGCGCUGGAUUUAUAGCUAUUGAAGAUAAAAAAGGAGGAUUUUUUUGUCCUUGUUGGAUGUAAUGGAGUAGGACGCAGUUUGGAGUGCGUAUAAUUGUGUAUUUAUUUUUUUAAAAAAUAACCCAAUGGAAAUUGGAGGACGGAAUCCGAAAGCAGCCGCGUUGUUGUUUGAGGAGAAGGUUUGAUAGAGAGAGGGAGAGAGAGAUGGUCAUGAUGGUGAUGAUGAUGAUGUCGGCGUCUCCUGCGUUCUCUCUCAUCGCGCUCGCGUGCCUCGGGUGGUCCUGCGCGCACGAUGCGGUCAGGAAACCUCGCCAGAUCCUCAGCUCAGGUGACGCGAAUCCUCAGUCCGGUUUCACCGGCCUGACCCCAGCUCCCACCGUGCUGACCGCAGAGGCGCAAACCACCAGCUCCAUCCAGCCUCCCACCAGCGACCCCAGCUCCCCAUCCCCGGAGCACUUGCGAGAAGAUGCUGCUGUCCUGAUGGAGCUCCAUCAACCCAGAGCUGAGCGUCUGCUGGCACAAAGACGCCAGAGCUCGGUGUCUGAUAAAGCUCAGGACGCAGGGGUUAUCACAACCUCAGACAAUUCCCAAGAGCUGGUGUGUAACUGCAGUACGGAGGGAGUGUUGGACCCGGACGAGUGUGACCGUGACACGGGUCAGUGUGUGUGUAUGGCGGGAUACACUGGGCUCCAGUGUGAGGAGUGUGAGGAAGAUCACUUCAGCAACGGAACCGUGGGCUGCCUGCCCUGCGGCUGCGACUCCCACGGCGCCGUCGGCCUGGGAUGUGACAGCUCGGGGACGUGUGUGUGUAAGACGGGAGUGUACGGCCCCAAGUGUGACGACUGCCACCCGGGAUUCUUCCACUUCAGCAGCUCGGGGUGUCAGCCGUGUCAGUGCAAUGGACACUCCACCUACUGCCACCCACAAUCUGGUGUGUGUAUGGACUGUCAGGACAACACUCAGGGGCACAACUGUGAGGAGUGUGUACCACGCUACUACCGAGCCCCAGGUGGAGGUGUGAUGGAUGAGUGUUUGCCCUGCCCCUGUCCCAGCCACAGCUCUACAGGCACCUGCCACCUCGACUCCAGCAGCGGUCACGCUGCUUGUGAUGAGUGUAAGCCUGGCUUUGCUCCACCUACAUGUGAAGUGUGUAUAGACGGCUUUUAUAAAGUGGGAAGCGAGUGUGUGCGCUGCGAGUGUAAUGGGAACGCCGAUCCACGCUCAGCGCCCAGGAUCUGCCUUCCGGAGAGCGGGCGCUGCCUCCUGUGUGCCAACCACACCGCUGGAACACACUGUGAGCUCUGUGCCUCUGGAUACACUGGAGAUGCGCGCGCCCACAACUGCACACUGAGAGCCUCGAGGACAUUCCCGAAUCCCACAAGAACUUCCAUCACCACCAGCCCGCAGGGCUCCACCUCUGCACCUCCAUCGUCCCUCCUCUUCACCUCGUCCCCUAGCAAAGCCCCACCCCUCCAGUCCGGCUCCGGAGACCCCACAGCUAGCAACAGCACGGCCUCUGCGCUCGCUGUGGUCUCGUGGACGCAGUUCAACGUCAUCGUACUAGCCGUGAUCAUCGUCCUGCUGGUGCUGCUCAUGGGCUUCGUGGGCGCCGUGUACACGUAUCGCGAGUACCGCAACCGCAAGCUCAACGCUCCGUUCUGGACCAUCGAGCUGAAGGAGGACAACAUCAGCUUCAGCAGCUACCACGACAGCAUCCCGCACGCCGAGCCCGGCGUCCUGCUGGAGGAGGAGCAAUGCUCUGCACCGUCCAACGGCCAGCUCGCUUUAGCACCCGCCGCUAACGUCUUCAAGGCGUGACAGGAAGCGCGUCUGCGCCAGACAGCGGAAAAGACGCUUCACAUUUCCAAGACAUCCAGCUAACAUCUCAGUCCGGUGGAUCAUUAAGUUAAACCCGCUUAAGAACGCGAAGCGGAAGAAACUUUCAAGGUUUUAUCGCUCUGUCUCUCGCUGUUGUAUGUGCAAAGCGCUAAAAUGUGGGGAGAUGGCCGUGAGAAUCAAACAAGAUGCUGUACAUUUUUGACCCUUUCUCAUGGAGCUAACGCUAACGUCAUCGCCGCAACGGUGCCACAUACGCUACGAAGCAUGCUAAUGAGCUCUAGGAUCUGACACUACGUCAUUUUCAAAGAACGAAGGCUUGCACUUAGAACUGAAGAUAAUGUCUCAGUGCAGUGACUAAUCUGUUUCAACUUGUUACUUCCCGUGUUUAUGCUAUGUACAAAAGCGUGAAAGGAGGCUCACAUUGAUAAGAUAAAGAUUGCUCACCUGGCGCUAGAAGCUAAACUCAGUUUAGUCAGCGUGGGAUCACCGCACCAUUUCUGAUGCCAUGGAUGGAAAAAAAAAAAAAAUAUAUAUAUAUAUAUAUGAGGAAAUGUGAGCUUUACUUUGUCACCCGCUAAUGCUUGGAGCUAAUGCUAACAUUUCAGUCCAGUUGUUGGCUCUCUUAAGACAGUUUUGAAGAAGUUAUGUACAAAAAUGCCAAUGCUUACACCCAGAUACAAUCAUCUCUAAGGCUUAAUUUCAUACGAAAUGCAAAAGUAAGUGCACCCAGGAGAAAGGUUUCAGAAGAAUCUCCUUCAGAAGCUAAUGCUCGCAUCUCUGUCCAGUAGCUUGACCUUUGAUCCCCUGCUCUCUUGUGUGUGCUCCUGGAAAUCUAACCAUUUCUGAAUAGGAAUUGACAUCAUUAGGAAGCUGAAGCUAACACAUGCUAAUACUAGGGAGCUGAGUUUGCCGGUUAAACCAGCGAAAAAGGUUAAAAGGUGUUCGCUAAAGCCAGUGUCUGAAUCUGUCCAACACUCAGACCUCGAGAGUCGUUAAUCUGGAGUGAUUGACAGUUUUGGACUGACCCCUCUGCAAAACCCCACCCCAUUUUUUCUAUUUCCUUGCCGGAAACAUGCUCUGGUGCCACGUCCCUGCUUUCAGUCAUGGUAAAUAUUUUGGGUUUAUCGUGUAAACAUGUAAUAAAAUUGAUCAGCGUGUUGAUCGAGCCACCAUUAAACAGGUUUAUAGCCAACGUUUCGCUCUCAUUGAAAAAAACUGCUGAAAUGAAAUAAUGUUCCAGACGAUUGAGUCAUCCUGCGGUUGUUUGGAAUCGUUUUAGCCGUAGCGGUCAUUAGAAAGUGUUUGUUAUUUUUUUGCUUUAUUACUAGCAAACAGCGUGGCUACAUCGUGACUUGUGUAAUCUCCCUGUUUGUCAUCAGACAGUAUCCCCUGCCACCCGUUCGGCAGAACCGAGCCGUAAGAAGCGAGCGAAAGAUCUUGUGCUGAUGGCCACGCUAAUGUGAGCUGAACUGUUUCCAACCCAAAUAUUAUGAGACAUCUUCCUUCAGGCAGCGCUCUCUGGCCCAGGUUCCUCCCCCUCAGCUCAAGCUGAAUGUCAGUGACGUAAAUAUGAGCAUAUCCAUAGAAACACAUCUGAAGUGAAUCACACCUCUGACGUACAGAUCUGAUUUUGCUUUCUGGGAUUGUUGCUACACACCCAGUGAUGAACUCCCGUUAUAUACAUGACUUUAAAUGGCUGAAUGAUUUUACAACAAUAAAAAAAACGUCAUUUCGUAUGAAGUGCUUCAAGCAGAAGAGGAUUUUUCACCACGGAAACCGAGAUUAUUUCUUUAUUUUCCCAGUCUAAACUUUCCCUCUGAACUACCACUCUACACUCUUGAUUUUUAGCCCCGGAGGUUCACACAUACCUUCGCUCUCGGUGUUACGACGUCAUGUGCCGAUGCAUCGUGAUCAUAAUUUUUUAUGAUUUUUACCACAGAAAUUAAUCUAAAUGAACACAAAAUAAAAUAUAAUCCAAAACAUUUUUAUUAAAAAGAUUAUUAACUUACAUUCCAGUCAAAAAUCCUAAAAUUGUAAUUUUAUGAAGCAAAAAUCUUUGAACCACCAUAUGCACCUUUCUGAAGCCAUUAUGCUGGCCACACCCCCUCACUUACCUUUCUGCAGAAACCCAUCCACCUCUCUAAAGCCACCCUCUUGGUCAGACCUCACCUAUCUGCAGGCUUCCUCUUGGUCACACCCCCUUACCUAUCUUAAGCCAUCCUCUUGACCACACCCCCCAGCUAUCUGCAGGCUUCUUCUUGGCCACACCCCCUCAGCUAUUGCACACUUCCUCUUGGCCACACUUCCUCAACUGUCUGCAAGUUUCUUCUUGGUCACACCCCCAAGCUAUCUAAAGCCAUCCACAUGACCAUACCCCCUUAGUGAUCUGCAGGCUCCGUUUUGGCCACACCCCCUCAGCUAUCUGCAGACUUCUUCUUGGCCACACCCCCUCAGCUAUUGCAGGCUUCCUCUUGGCCACACCCCCUCAGCUAUUGCAGGCUUCCUCUUGGCCACAACCCUUUAGCUAUCUGCAGGCUCCCUCUUGGCCACACCCCCUCAGCUAUCUGCAGGCUUCUUCUUGGCCACACCCCCUCAGCUAUCUGCAGGUUUCUUCUUGGCCACACCUCCUCAGCUAUUGCAGACUUCUUCUUGGCCAUACCUCCUCAACUGUCUGAGAGUUUCUUCUUGGCACACCCCCUUAGCUAUCCACAUCCACAUGACCAUGCCCCCUCAGUUAACUGCAGACUUACUUUUGGCCACACCCCCUCAACUGUCUGCAGGCUACACCUCCGCAACUAUUGCAGGCUCCCUCUUGGCCACACCCCCUCAGCUGUCUGCAGGUUUCUUCUUGGUCCCACCCCCCUAGGCUAUCGAAAGCCAUCCUUUUGACCACACCCCCUCAGCUAUCUGCAGGCUUUCUUUUGGCCACACCUUUUUGGCUAUCUGCAGGAUUCCUUUUGGCUACACCUCCCCAGCUGUCUGCAGGUGUCUUUUUGGCCACAUCCCCAUAGCUAUCUAAUACCAUCCUCUUGCCCACACCCCCUCAGCUAUUGCAACCUUCCUCUUGCACACACCCCCUCAGCUGUCUGCAGGGUCCUUCUUGGUCACACCCCUUUAGCUAUAUAAAGCCAUCCUUUUGGCCACGUCCCCUUAACUAUCUGAAGCCAUCCUCUUGGCCACACCCCUUCCUCAAUCUGAAGCCAUCCUCUUGGCCAUGCCCCCUGACACAUCUUUGCAGACAUCCUUUCAGCCAUGCCCCCUCACUCAUCUCUAUAAAGACUCCCUAGUUAGGUAAACUGUUAAGUCAGAUUACAUUGAUUUUUAUCUUACUGUGUGUUGAAAAUCACACCGAUUAUAUUGUAGAGUUCUCGGCACAUGACCGUUACUGACAUGUCACGACACAAGGUCUCGGGUGAAGUGCAGAACAUCAGCGACAUGAGAAAAGAUUCAGUCUGAUGAAUGAUUUCCAGUGAGAACGACCAAUACGAAACAAUCUAGCGUGUGUUAUUUACCCUGUGCUUGUUGCUAGUGAUGUUAACAAACAUAAGAAUAUGUUUGUGUGUGUGUGUGUGUAUAGAGCUGGAUUCUAUACAAGAUUGUACAAAGACAUUCUGGAGAUAAACAGAUGCUGCACGGAUUCCCUCAAAGUUUGGACGCAGUGUUCUGAAACUGAAAAGCCAUCGAAUACACAUCGGGUUUUGUUUUUUUGUUUUAUUUUUAACCAGCAGAAAAUACACGUAUGUCUUAAAGACUUUUGGAGAAGAGCUGUGUGUGUGUGUGUGUGUGAAAUGAAAUGUACAGGUCUGUGGUUUUUUAAUGAAAAAAAAGAAAAGAAAAGACAAGAAAAAAAAUCCCUGGAAAUGUGAUGUGGCUGAAAAAAAAGUGCAAAUGAACUGAAACGGACUCGCGACCGGACUUCACCUUUGUAAUAAUGUAUUAUUAUUAUUAUUAUUAUUAUUAUUAUUAUUAUUAUUUGAAAUCAUAUUUAUUUUUUUGUGUCCAUCUGUGCUAUUGCGUUUGUUCUGCAUUUCUCGCGUCCGUGACCUCUCGAGUGCGUCAAACGGAACGGAAAAGACGUCAGAAAACGUCAACAUCCCUUUUUCUUUUCAGUCAUGAGACAAAAUGCUGUAUGUUACAAAAAAAACCCAAAUUCUCAGAAGCCUCUUCAGAUUCUUGUCAUUCCCAAAAGACAUGCAAUGGAAAUAUAUAAAAUAACACUCUACCUUCUGUUCGAGAGGCAGAUUUUUUUUUAUUUUUUUGCCUCAUGAACAUACAGAGCUCCAUGUGUCAAAAUGUUCCUGCUCACACUGCAUCGAGAGUAAUGUUUCAGCAUGGGUUUGUAUUUCAAAUUAAAUCUGUAGUAAUAAUAGUGUGUAUCAUAAACAUGGGCUUCCUCACCGCUUCACCGCUUCGUCACUUCGCCUCACCUAGCAAAAUUCUGUUUUUUUUUUUUUUUACACAUUUU
Hemibagrus wyckioides is the source of this 6336-nucleotide messenger RNA. Its product is annotated as multiple epidermal growth factor-like domains protein 9. Bases 237 to 1850 code for a protein of 537 amino acids. Gene Ontology annotation, biological process: axon guidance. Gene Ontology annotation, molecular function: extracellular matrix structural constituent. NCBI's taxonomy places the organism in Eukaryota, Metazoa, Chordata, Actinopteri, Siluriformes, Bagridae. The transcript is spliced from 6 exons. Gene Ontology annotation, cellular component: basement membrane. The record is from RefSeq and is a predicted model, not a curated record.